AUGACUGAAAAACGUGAAUUUGAUCUGGUCAUUUUUGGAGCCACCGGGUAUACCGGCUUUUUCAUGGUCCGAGAGCUGCUGCAGGUGAUUGCGGAAAACCCAGCCGAGUACUCAUCUCUUAAAUGGGCAGUUGCUGGAAGAAACUUAACAAAACUCAAUGAAACACUGGCCAAGCUGGCUCAAGAGCUCAAUGUCAAUCUGUCAAAAGUGGACAAAAUCAAAGCAGAUGUCGGCGACGCUGAUUCACUACUAAAAAUGGCAGAAAAAACUUUGCUGAUAGUCAAUGUUGUUGGCCCAUUUCAGCUGUACGGCAAACAAGUUGUGGACGCCUGUGUUCGCUCUGGAACGCAUCACAUUGACAUUAGCGGAGAGUCGACGUACAUUGAAAGUUCGCAGAUUGAGUAUGACGCCAAGGCACAGGAAAGCGGAUCACUGAUCAUUUCCACUUGCGGCUGGGACUCCAUUCCUAAUGAUGUCGGUGUCGAUUUUCUAAAGAAGCACUUUGAAGGGAAACUACAUUCGGUGGAAAGCUUUAUGCGAUUCCAUUUUGGCCCAAAGGAAACUUUGGCACGUUUCAAUCGGCAUACACCUUCAUAUCCGACUACUUUAGCUACAGGCGAACGCACUCUCAACUGUACAAAGAAGUGCUCACUGAAAAGCUUCCUCAAAGUCGAAUGUCACUGCCUAUGA
Molecule: messenger RNA, 690 nt
Organism: Rhagoletis zephyria (snowberry fruit fly)
Lineage: Eukaryota; Metazoa; Arthropoda; Insecta; Diptera; Tephritidae
Source: RefSeq, a predicted model, not a curated record